CUGCCCACCACCAAGUACCCAGAGGAACUAGAGGAGCCUGGGGCGGAGGGGGAGCCAGAGCUGCCAGCAGCUGAGUGCCUGGAUGAGCUGGAAGGACCGGAGGGACUUUCUCAAGGGACUGGGUAGGAAGGAGCCCAGGAACAGAACUGCACAGUGCGGCAGCAGCGACCGGCUCCGGAGAGCAAGAGCAGCAGCAGCAGCAGCAGCGCCCAGGAUCUAGAAGGACCUCGGGCAGCAGCGAGCCCAGACUGCACGGAGGAGCCAGGUCGGCAACAGCACCAUCACCACCGCGCUGAAUAGAGGAGCCAGGGUCACAGCGGCGCCGGGGACCAGGGGAAUAAGCCCCGACCCCAGGGCGCUAAGAACUCAGCCCCCUGUCCCAAGCUCUGGGCUGGGGAUGGCGAGCCCCACGCUGCUGGGGCUGCUGCCCCCCCUGAACUCCCCUCCUGGUCCUAACCUCAACAACAACAACAACCACCAGAGCGUGAGGAAAUGCGGCUACCUGCGCAAGCAGAAGCACGGGCACAAGCGCUUCUUCGUGCUCAGGGGACCCGGCGGCAGCGGGGAGGAGCAGCCGGGGGCGGGGGGCGCCCGGCUGGAGUACUACGAGAACGAGAAGAAAUGGAAGAACAAGUCGGGGGCUCCCAAGCGGGUGAUCGCGCUGGAUUCCUGCCUCAACAUCAACAAGCGAGCGGACGCCAAGCACAAGUACCUGAUCGCCCUCUACACCAAGGACGAGUACUUCGCCGUGGCGGCCGAGAACGAGCAGGAGCAGGAGGGCUGGUACCGGGCCCUCACCGACCUGCUCAACGAGGGCAAAGCCGCCUGCCAGGGUUCCCCGCUCCGCCACCUCUCCUCGCCCUUCUCCUCCUGCAGUGCCGCCGCCUCCUCCCUGGCCGGCGGCUGCGAGGACCUCAACUACGGGCUGCUCGCCCCGGCCAGCGCUGCCUACCGGGAGGUCUGGCAGGUGACGCUGAAGCCCAAGGGCCUGGGGCAGAGUAAGAACCUGACCGGGGUGCACCGGCUCUGCCUCUCCGCUCGCACCAUCGGCUUCGUGCGCCUCAACUGCGAGCUGCCCUCGGUCACGCUGCAGCUGAUGAACAUCCGCCGCUGCGGCCACUCCGACAGCUUCUUCUUCAUGGAAGUGGGGCGGUCGGCGGCCACCGGGCCCGGCGAGCUCUGGAUGCAGGCGGACGACUCGGUGGUGGCGCAGAACAUCCACGAGACCAUCCUGGGGGCCAUGAAGGCGCUGAAGGAGCUGUCCGAGUUUCGGCCCCGCAGCAAGAGCCAGUCCUCCUCGUCCUCCUCCUCCGGGGGCGCCGGCGGCCCCGGAGCCUCCUCCACCCACCCCAUCACCGUGCCCGGCCGCCGGCACCACCACAUGGUCAACCUGCCGCCCAGCCAGACCGGCCUGCUGCGCCGCUCCCGCACAGACAGCCUGGCGGCCGGGGCCAGCGCCAGCGCCGGCACCAAGGGCACCCCGGGCCGGGUGCGGACGGCCAGCGAAGGGGAUGGCUGCAGAGCGGGCUCGGUCGCCGGCAGCCCCCUGAGCCCCGGCCCGGUGCGGACUCCCUUGAGCCGCUCGCACACUCUCAGUAGCGGCGGCAAGGCGGGGGGGAAGCUGGGGCCGGUGCCCCCCGGGGGCGGCCUGCAGAAUAGUCGCUCCAUGUCUAUGCCCGUGUCUCACUCGCCCCCUGCCGCCACCAGCCCGAUCAGCCUCUCCUCCAGCAGCGGGCUCGGCUCCGAGCCCCCCCACCCGCAGCGCCCGUCCAGCGGCAGCGCCUCGGUGUCGGGCUCCCCCAGCGACCCGGGCUUCAUGUCCUUCGACGAAUACGGCUCCAGCCCGGGCGGCGACCUGCGGCCCUUCUCCUCCACCGCCAGCAACCGCAGCAACACGCCCGAGUCCAUCGCCGAGACCCCCCCGGUGCGGGACCCCGGGAGCGGCGCGGACCUGUACGGCUACAUGGCCAUGGAGCGGCCCCAGAGCGGCCGGCUCUGCUACCGGCCCUGCCCGGACUCGGCGGGGGACAAGGGCCCCAGGAAGCGGACUUACUCGCUGACCACGCCGUGCCGCCAGCGGCCCGCCCCCCCGCAGGUCUCCUCCGCCUCCCUGGACGAGUACACCCUCAUGCGGGCCACCUGCGCCGGCAGCUCCGGCCGCCUCUUCCCCGCGGCCUCCCCCAAAGUGACCUACACCCCCUACCCCGAGGACUACGGGGACAUCGAGAUCGGCUCCCACCGCAGCUCCGGCAGCAGCAGCAGCAACCUGGGGCCGCCGGCAGGGGGCGGCGGAGGAGGGGACGACGGCUACAUGCCCAUGACGCCCGGGGUGGCCGCGGCUUUGGGGCCGGGCGGCCGGGGCGGCGAUGACUACGUGCCCAUGAGCCCCACCAGCGUGUCCGCCCCCAAGCAGAUCCUGCAGCCCCGGGCCGGGGCGGGCGGCGGCUACAAGCCCAGCUCCCCCGGGGAGAGCUCCCCGGACGACAGCGGCUACAUGCGGAUGUGGGGCGGCUCCCGGCUGUCGGUGGAGAGCUCGGACGGGAGGCUGAGCGGCGGCGGCGACUACAUCAACAUGUCCCCGCACGGGCCGCCCGCCGCCUCGCUCACCCCGCCUGACUUCUUCGCCCCGGCUCAGGGCGCUGGAGACCCGCCGAAGGCCGCCUGCACCUGCAGCUCCCUGCCCCGCUCCUGCCCCAGCCAGGAGCCGGCCAAGGACAGUGACCAGUACGUGUUCAUGAGCUCCCCGGGCAGGCUGCUCCCGGAGGAGCCGGCCUGCGGCGUGCGCCCCGCCGCCCCCUCCAGCCACACGGUGCCUUCCCCGCUGCGGCACAGCCGGACCGAGAGCUUCCUGGGCCCGCGGGCGGUGCGGCCCAGCCGCCUGGCCCUGGACACCCUGCGGACGCUGCUGCCCAGCAUGCACGAGCACCCCCUGCCGCCCGAGCCCCAGAGCCCCGGCGAGUACAUCAACAUCGACUUCGGGGAGGCGGCGGCCGCCGACUCGCCGCCCGCCUCGCUGGGCUCGGGCGCCGGGCGGCGGCGCUCCCCCCUCUCCGAUUACAUGAACCUGGACUUGGGCUCGCAGGCGGGCCCGGGGCCGGUGGGCUCCCUGGAGGCGCUCUCCCCGGCGUCCUGCGCCAGCCGCGGCCGGCCCGACGGGCUCUACCUGCAGGCGGUGGGGGUGACCUGCCUGGCCAGCCCGCCCGACGGGGGGGAUUACACCGAAAUGACCUUCGGCCUGGCCGCCACCCCGCCCCAGCCCAUCGCCCAGAAGCCAGAAAGUGCCCGGGUCACCAGCCCCACGGCCGGGGUGAAGAGACUCACCCUGGCCGGGGUGGAGGCUUUCAUCCUCUCCAGCCCGCUCCCGGACCCCAACCGCGGGGCCAAGGUCAUCCGGGCGGAUCCCCAGGGGCGCCGGCGGCACAGCUCGGAGACCUUCUCCUCCACCACCACUGUGACCCCCGUGUCUCCUUCCUUUGCACACAACCCCAAGCGGCACAACUCGGCCUCGGUGGAGAACGUGUCCCUCAGGAAAAGCGAAGGCCUGGAGGAGGAGCAGGGCAGCAGCCCCAUGUGCCGGGAGACCUCCGCCGGCUUCCAGAACGGCCUCAACUACAUCGCCAUAGACGUGGUGGACGGGAGCCUGGCGAACUGUGACAAAGGCAGAGCCAAAGGCAGGCACGCCAUGAAUGGGGACAUCAGUGGAGUGGAGACCAGCGCCUAUGCCAGCAUAGAUUUCCUAGCCCACAACCUGAAAGAAGCAACUGCUAUGAAAGAAAGAAACAGGACUAAUGCCUACUUGGGAGUUAGGUUGGAGAGCAGAGUGAAGGAGUUAGUUUUAUCACCAUGACCUCAAACAACAGAGUACAACAUUGAAAGAAGCUGCUUGGCUUACGUUUUUUUUAAAUCGAAGCUGCUUAAGGUUUACUUUAUUUUUUGUUGUUGGGCCGAAAGGCUACUUAAUUUUUAAAACAGUUACGGACUAUACUGGACAACAAAUCAGCAAGGAAGGGAGAGCAACCUGCCUCACUCAUUUCCUGUCAUUGACAUCUACAGUCUCAUUGUGCUGCUGUUUUGACAGACUUUAUUCAAGAUAUUCACUAGGAAUUUGGAACUUUUCAACCGGCCUCUAACUUAUGGCCAAUGCCUUCAUUUCCUUUUUCUGCAAAGACGCACUGUAUUUAUUCUUCAGCAUAUUAAGGGAUUCUGCAAACACCUGCAAAAGCAGUAAAAUCUGGUAUUUACUGGCAUAAAUUCAAGCCUACCACAGUACUACCUCAGUUCAAAGUAAAGCCGGAUUUGUAUUGUUGGUGUAUAACAGGACCUCCUUUAUCUCUAUGCUGAGUAUCUCUCAAGAACAGUCUUCAGCCUUACUUAACUUUUUUAAGUAUACAGCUGCUGGUUGGUUCUAAAUCACUAGCUGCAGUGUUUACUUAUCAGACAAAGUCCAAUGUGGGAACUGAAAAGUCUAAAAUGAAAUUGAACUUUGUGGAUCGGACUUUGAUGAAAGAUUCCGAAUAGUUAUAAAAUGUGUAACUGAAGCAACGGAAGUUAAAAUAAUCAAACUGCAUUGGGGGGGGGGGGGGUAUCUCUUUUUACCUUUGACACACUUUGUUUAAUCCUCUCUAAGUAGGUGUUUAUGUAGGUACUUCAAAUUGCAAAAGCCUUUUCUGCUAUUUACAAACUCAUACUUGUCAAUUAACCCUGAUCUUCGCUGCAUGUCUCCUAACCAAAAAUCCACACAGGCAUGCUAGGAAUGCAAGGAUGAUGAUAAUAAGUAUUGGGCAGAUUGAAAUCUUAAUUCUAAUAUAUUACUAUGCCAUCCAGAAAGUCCUAAUAUUUGCCUCUUACCAGAAAAGUAGCAUUCCAGCUAAAGGCAUCAUUAAAGGGAAAAAUAAAAGUUGCAGUCACUUAGCCAGAGUUCUUUACAAGAAUGCCCAUGGUUUUUAAUAUUUUCAGUAUUCUGAAAAUACUAGUGAUGUGUGGUGGCUAUUAUUACAAAUGUCACCUACAGUUGUUGCACCAGACUAGCAGAAUGUUCUGUCACAUUGUUGCUCCUUUGGUAAAUUUAAUGAAGAGUUCAUAUACAAUUGUUUUGAAGGGCACCUCCCCAGUGCCUGCUCUGGUGGUCAUGUAAGUAUUACACUAAGUCAUUUGAGUUGUGUGUGAUUUUUUUUUUAAAUUCUCUGUGAUAAGUGGAGAACCUAUACAUCACUAUAAACAGAAUGCAUUAUAUAUAGCUCUAUAUAUUUUGAGGAAGACAAGAGUCAAUGUCUUACAAAUAUAAUGGCAAUGCAAAGUCUUCCUGGUUACAUGCUGAACUUUUAGAACACAGGAUUGUAUUACAAGACAAAGAUGAAUGUAAACUAAUUCCUUUUCCACCCCGCAACACAGGGUGUAAUUUUUUUUUUCCUGUGUAAUUUUCAGGGGUCUCGCAACACAGCAAUGCAUAGGCUGUACAAUAUUGGUCUAAGAUCAAUUUAAAUGUGUUUAUUUGGUUUUUUAAAACCCGUUACAUGUUUCUAAAAUGUUCUAAGUUAGUACUUGUUCAGUUCUGAAACGGAAACAAAUACAAUUGUUGACGUUUGCUCUGUGAACCUCCUGCCCCCUAACAAUAGCACUGAAUGUGGUACCUGCUGAAUGCAAUGUUUUAACUUCUACUUUGAAAUAUCCCUCUGUACCAAUUGUAAAACCAUGCCACUAUAACAAAUGGUUAAUAUUCAUACAACAACUUUUAAAAAAACUUGAUGAUGUACUCAGUUCUCCUCUAUCCUGUAUAUUUCACAAAAGGCAUAUGCAAUAUUUACAUUCUUGAUUUAGUUUACAGAAUGGAACCAAAAUGUAUAAAUGUUAUGUUUGCUAAAACUUCACAAUGUAUAUUGGGUCUUUGUACAUUUUGCCUGACUUACCUUAAAUUUAAAAUAUUUUUUUGCUAUAUAACCUCUAUAGUUAUUAAGCAGUGUUUUUCUUUUUGGGUACGUAUUGUUUAUGGAUAUCAAGAUGUUAAAUAUAUUUCUUGCUAUUGUGAUAUGACAAGAGACUUAACUUAUCUUGCUGUGUCUUCCAAUGUACACGCUGUAUAUAAGGAUAAAUGUGAUGCUGCUGGAGAUGAGAAUAAAUGGAACUAGAGUAGUGUAUUGUAUUUAGUCUGUAUUGAUCAUGGAUGCUCUCCUUAAUAGCCAUAUGCAAUAAAAUAAUUAUUUAUU
Molecule: messenger RNA, 6203 nt
Organism: Mauremys reevesii (Reeves's turtle)
Lineage: Eukaryota; Metazoa; Chordata; Testudines; Geoemydidae
Gene: IRS2
Product: insulin receptor substrate 2
Exons: 4
Coding region: 398-3847 (1149 amino acids)
Biological process (GO): insulin receptor signaling pathway
Cellular component (GO): cytosol; plasma membrane
Molecular function (GO): insulin receptor binding; phosphatidylinositol 3-kinase binding
Source: RefSeq, a predicted model, not a curated record